AUGGGGCUGCUCAACCUUCUGUCAAGGAUCCCUCAGGCGGAACAGGGUGCCCUGAGGAGCGGUGAUGUUGUACCAAGUCAGGGCCAGCCAAAGAGGUCUCAGAGCACAGGGCAGAAGACAAAGAAGGACUGCAAGCCCGGGGGUGGACCAAGAAAGGAAGCUCCACUGAGGCAGAGAAGUGAGCAUCUGCGCGUGGGCUGGGAGGGAAGCUGGGGGCCCCGGAGAACCCUGCCCCUAAUUCUGACCCCUGCCCUCUUCCUCUUCAGUUCCUUCCCCCGUUCUCCUCAGGAACCCUCCUUCCCAUUCCAGUGGGCCUGGGAGAGCUUCAUCACAGAGGGCCAUCAGGCCCUGGCCCUGCUCCCAGCGGUCCCCCAGCUUAAGACCAGGUGCAAAUCCACUGGCAGCCUCCCAGAGCCCCUGGAGAGGAGACAGCAGCUAGGGGCCUGUGGUGGUGCCCCCCUGUCUCCCAGCAAAGGGGAGAACCAAGGGCUGGAGCCAUCCAGUGAGUGCGGCCCCCGGCUGCCAGGCAAGAGGUCAGGAUCAGGAUCAGAGUCCAGAGGGGCUCCCAAGCUGGAAGGUACAGGUGCUGAAGAAGCAGAGAGGGAUCUGAGCCCCAGGGAGUGGCCCCAGCUGCCCCCUGGACAGUUGCUGUUGGAGGAGGAGCGUUUCUCAGAGGCAAUUGUGGAAACGGAAGAGCAGAAACACCGCACCUCUCACAGAAGAAAGACCUGUUCUUGGAAAAAGGGGCCGAAUUCUGGAGAGGAGGCCUUGGAAGAGAAGAAGCUGCAGGCGAGCAGCUCCUGCUCCCACAAUCCCCGAGGGCUGCAGAGGGGCAAGUCAAGGGCUCAGGAGCUGGAGGGGCCCUGGGGCCUGGGCAAGCUGCAUUGGCAGUUACAGCAAGGCAGCUGUGAUCCCCAAAAGCAGCCCUGGAAGGCCUUGCGGCAGGCUGCUGUCCAGACCUCCAACCGGAGAGGGAAGGCCCGUGCCUGGGAACAUGAUGAGAUUUUCUUGUCUGCCAACUUUCCUAAUCGCUCAUUCCACAAGCGACAGGAGUCCACUAGGAGCCUGCUGCAGGCUUAGCGGCAGGAGCAAGAGGACCUGCAGCAGGCUGAGCUGCGCAGGGCCUGGGAGCAGUGCGUUCAACAGCAAGUGGCCCGCUGCCUAGCUGCCUACGUGCCCCGAAGGAGCCAGCGGGACUGGGCCACCCAGCACAAGCUGGAGGAACUGAGGCGCCAGGAACGACAGCGUUUUGCUGAGUACCAGGCAGAGUUGCAGGGCAUCCAGCACCGGGUGCGGGCCCAGCCCUUCCUGUUUCAGCAGGCCAUGCAGGCCAGUGCUCGGCUCACUGUGACCUGGCGCUUCUCCCAGGUGCUGUCGGCACUGGGAGUGGACGAAGAGCAGCUUCUGGCUGAGGCAGGAAAAGGGGACACAGAGGGCACUGCCAGGAAACCCAGGAGCCACAGAUCAAUGGGGGUGAAAAUGAAGCCCUCUUCUCAGAGCCCCCCAAGGAAGGAACCCAUCAGCAGCCAGCCUGACAGGCGCUUCUCCCCCAGCCUGGACCCAGAGAAUAGUCAAGACAAAAAUUAAAG
This is a messenger RNA of Heterocephalus glaber (naked mole-rat), 1589 nucleotides long. NCBI's taxonomy places the organism in Eukaryota, Metazoa, Chordata, Mammalia, Rodentia, Bathyergidae. The record is from RefSeq and is a predicted model, not a curated record.